AUGACCCCACACCUCAGUGCUAAGCUGCUCAAGCCCGCCUCUCCCCGCCUGUUCGAUACUGCGGUCGAGGAUAGUGACGACGACAUGGUGUACUCGCCUUACUACCGCACUCCCCACCACCACCGGAGCUCAACCAGCUCCAAGCCACGGAGACGCUCUCAGCAGCUGUCUGCCGAAGUACGGGCAGAUAUUGUGGCCCGGGUGCUCGACCCUGCCUACUCUGGCCGAGCACGCGACAACUACUCUUCCCGAGUGUUCAUCGACCCCAACGGAGACGAGCAUGACCCCGACUACCAGCUCUUCCCCACCAUCUAUCCCGCACCCUCCCGCCACCGCCACACCGCCUCCUCUGGCUUCUUCCGCCGUGUCCCCAGCCAAGACGACCUCUCUACUCCCGAGGAGGACGACGACGCUGCCUCGAUCAUCGCCUGGACACGUGAGCGCGCUGCCUCGCCCUUUACUUCCUCUGGGUCCAGCGCUUGCACACCCUCGCCCCCACCCAACCCGCUUUCCCUGUUUGGCGACGACGAGUGGGACGAGAAGGAGUGGACCCGCGAGGUCGUAGUCCCCCAGCCCAGAAGCGCCGCAAGUCCAAGGCGGACCCGCGUCUAUGUCCCAACCACACCCCCCAUCCACCCCAUUCCCUCCUUUGACGAGCCAGAAUGCGAGUCGCCAGCCAGGCACAGCUCUGUCCAGCUCGUGAGGCAGGAUACCAUGGACACCACCGAUGAGACUCCUUCGUGCGGAUACGUUCUCCGUCGCCAAUGGGCCACAUUCGCAUUGCACACCCGUCUCUCUGCCCACCGCAUCGCUCGCAAGGCCCGUCGUGUCGUCUCGCCGACCCGUUCUAGACGCCCUCGACUUUCCAACCCCCCCUCGCUCCGCCAUGCCGGAGCCCUGGCCGACUAA
Messenger RNA from Rhizoctonia solani, 909 nucleotides. RefSeq lists its product as uncharacterized. Lineage: Eukaryota; Fungi; Basidiomycota; Agaricomycetes; Cantharellales; Ceratobasidiaceae. The transcript has 3 exons. The record is from RefSeq and is a predicted model, not a curated record. The coding region runs from base 1 to 909 and encodes 302 amino acids.